GAAGGUACAUUUGAGUAAAGAAAAGAAAAGAUCUGCUGUGGUUGCCGGUCAGAACAGAGCUUCAUCAUGGCCGCCUUGAAGGAGAAGAGGACUUGUGGGCAACGAUGUGAGGACUUCGGACAUUUUGUCUGGAACUCAGACAAUGGGACGUUAAUGGGGAGAACACCAGAGAAAUGGGUGUACAUCAGUCUGUAUUACGUGGCCUUCUACAUUGUGAUGACGGCCCUCUUCAGUCUGGCCAUCUGGACGCUCAUGUACACCUUGUGUCCGUACGCGCCGGACUAUCAAGACCGGUUAAAAUCUCCGGGGGUAAUGGUAUGGCCAGACACGUAUGGGGAGGAGAUUGUCGAAAUCAUCUACAACACAUCAGACAAGGCCAGCUGGAUGAAGAUGACCAACAUCCUUAAUGAGUUCCUGAAGCCCUACAACGACACCAAACAGCUUGAAUGUAACAACUACAACUGCACUAAAGGAAAGUACUUCUUCCAGAACACCUACUCCGCCCCUCACCACACCAAGUGGGCAUGCCCCUUCACGCAAAGCAUGCUGGGACCCUGCUCAGGAUUUGAGGACCCAACCUUUGGCUACAAUUGCUCCAUGCCUUGUGUCGUCAUCAAGAUGAACAGGAUCAUCAGCUUUCUGCCCACGAAUCACACCAGCACUCCCCCAUAUGUCAACUGCACCAUACUGGAAGGAUAUGACAAUGUGGCCAAAAUGGAGUAUUUCCCUGACAGGGGAAUUAUGGAUCUCUCUUACUUCCCUUACUACGGAAGGCUGGCACAGCCCACUUAUGUCAACCCGUUGGUGGCUGUUCGGUUCAACCUGGUCGGAGAGAAGACAGCCAAGAUCCAGUGCAGAGUGGUCUCCGAGAAGAUCAGCUACCAAAACCCCUACGACCCCUAUGAGGGGAAAGUCACCUUCCUCCUCAAAGCAGUGAAAUGAGAAGCAGAGGAGAGGAUGUCCUGUAAUCAUGUAACAACUAACCAGUCAGUAUCAAAGAUAGAGCG
Epinephelus moara (kelp grouper) is the source of this 1007-nucleotide messenger RNA. RefSeq names its product potassium-transporting ATPase subunit beta-like. The transcript has 7 exons. Gene Ontology annotation, molecular function: ATPase activator activity. The coding region runs from base 67 to 942 and encodes 291 amino acids. The record is from RefSeq and is a predicted model, not a curated record. Gene Ontology annotation, cellular component: sodium:potassium-exchanging ATPase complex. Lineage: Eukaryota; Metazoa; Chordata; Actinopteri; Perciformes; Serranidae. Gene Ontology annotation, biological process: potassium ion import across plasma membrane; intracellular potassium ion homeostasis; sodium ion export across plasma membrane.